Paracoccidioides lutzii Pb01 is the source of this 438-nucleotide messenger RNA. RefSeq lists its product as hypothetical. The record is from RefSeq and is a predicted model, not a curated record. The coding region runs from base 1 to 438 and encodes 145 amino acids. The transcript is spliced from 2 exons.
AUGGCUUUGCCGUAUAUUGUUUCAGACCCCGCCUUUCUCCCACAUACAUUUUCCAACUUCAAGGGCAAAAGCGCUGAAACAAGCAACAAAAUAGCCAACAUUACAUUACCUCUCUAUAAUGUUGUCGUUGCAACCCGAUAUUUUUGUGGGACUAAAACAGCACAAGUAACUGUGGAGUAUCUAUGGAUGGUGACAGCAAAACACCCAUCAAUUAGCAUUGGUCAAAAACGGUUUGGCUUCAAUGACAAUCGCCUGGGCUGGGUAACUACUAUCGCUCCCUUGUCAAAAACAUCACGGCUAAGAAGCACCGCCAAAUCGAGUGCAGGACAGCCUGUCAUUCUUCCAGGAGAAGUGAACAAGCCACUGAGAUGGAUCGGGCUAAACACCCACGACAGCGACACCGGAUUGCCAGACUCGCCCCCAUUGCUCAGCGCCUAA